UCUAUCUAAAAUAUAUAUAUAAAUCAUAUUUAUAUAUUAUAUCAUAGAUUCAGCUGAGUUGGAAGGCACCCAUAUAUAAAUGGAAUAAUUUCUCUGGACAGCUUUAACCUUUCUGGCUUCUUUGUGUGUUGGGUUGUUUCUCUUUUUUUUUUCUUCUCCUUCUGUGUUUGUCGCAGUCGAAUUUCCAGCAGUCCUGUUAAACACUUCAACGGGAGAGAUUGAAUCUGAGUUCCACAUGUAUGUCCAGCCUCAGGAGCAUCCUCUUCUCUCUGAAUUCUGUACAGAACUAACUGGCAUAACACAGGAUCAAGUUGACGAAGGGGUCCCUCUCAACAUUUGCUUAUCACAGUUUAUGAAAUGGAUUCAAAAGAUACAAAAGGAGAAGAAAAUUAUAUUCAGUACGGAUACUCAGAGUAAUUUCUCUUCGGAAGCAAAAGCUUGUACCUUUGUUACUUGGACAGACUGGGACCUGGGUGUGUGUCUGCAGUACGAGUGUAAAAGGAAGCAGCUGCGAAAACCUGACAUUUUGAAUUCCUGGAUUGAUCUCAAAGCAACAUACAGGGCCUUCUAUAAUAGGAAACCUAAAGGGCUAAAUGGAGCUUUGCAGGAUUUGGGGAUAGCUUUUGUAGGACGGGAACAUUCUGGGUUGGACGAUUCUCGGAAUACUGCUCGUCUUGCUUGGAGGCUGAUUUGUGAUGGAUGUGUGCUGAGGGUUACUAAAUCUUUGGAUAAGGCACGUCUGCAGGGUAAUUUAAUUGCCAGAACACUGGCUGGAAACUUCACUGACAAGACUCCACUGGGAAGUAAGAGCAGGCCUGAAACAUCUAGAGAUAGAACAUCAGAAACAAACUCUCUGGCUGAGAACAAACACUCUUUUGCUGGAAACAACAUAACUUCUAAUGUACAGACCAAGGAACAACAGACCAAUUGUACCUCAGCAGAUGUCCAUGCUGUACCCAGCAGCAGCUCAAGGACUGAAUUCCAUGCUCAAUGCCAAAGCCCUUCAGCAGCAUCUACUGAGAGAUUUCCUGUUCCUCCUGAGCUGGCACAGCCAUCUCCCAGUCCUGCACCAACAGGCAUCCAGCAGGGAUUGAGCAAUGGGCAGCUUCUGGGUACAGCCAGAUACAGCCCCCCAGUACAGGGACCAGGACUGGUGCUCGUCUCCACUACCAUCCCCUCAGUUACUGUCUCCAGUGAGGAGAUCAGUACCAGUGCUGACUGCUUGUCUCUGCUGGCAGACUGGGAAGAUGUUGCUUUAAUACCAGAAUCUCAAUAUGAACAAAAGUCAGACUCUGUUCAGCUCAAGGAUGACUCGAGUACAGAUAGUUUAACAGUGUUUGAAGAAAAAACAAUUUCAAAAGAAUUGGCUGUGGCAAGUUCAGAUAAUCAGAGUUUGGAGAAAAGCGCAGUAUCCGUGGAACCUCUGAAACCUGUCAUUUACAAAAGUCCUGAUACUACAAUCUAUAAUGUAGGAACAGUGCAAAGGCAGACUUCAAAUUUUUCAGCUUUUAAGUUACCAUUUGCAAAGGGAAAUACCAUUUCAGCACUAACUGGAAAUUACUCUACUUCAGAGGUUCCUAAAAGAAAGCCAACUAGUCCAAAAACAUUCCCACCAGCAAAAAAACAGUCUUUUGCUAUAUAUCAAGAGAAGACUUCAUCUUUUGAUCAUUCCUUACCUUUGAGAAGUUCAAAUUUGCCCAAAGUGUCUCCUGCCAUUCUCAACUCCACAGUCAACUUGAAUCCACGUGUAAGAGCUGUGAGAAGUGGAAAACCAACUCCCCCUCUGUGCAACUGCGGUCGAAGAGCCAAAAAACUCUGUGUGUCAAAUGCUGGCCCAAAUCAUGGCAAAGCGUUUUUCUGUUGUCCUGUUGGCAAGCAAAACAGUGAUAGAAAAGGUUGUGGAUACUUCAAGUGGGAAUAUGCAUUUCUCAAAGAGAAAUCCAAUGGUCUCACCCUGAAUGCGGAUGCUUUGACCUCUCUUAGAACUGUUUCUAGUAAUUUAGGAAAUUCUUCCAACAAAAGCUAUUUAUGUCUUAGACCCUCUAUGAGAACAUGAAAAUGGAUAAAAUUUUUUGUCUGAAUCUUAAACUCGCUAAGUUUCAUGCUUGAUGUAAUCAGGACAGUCAAAUGAUAUCAGAUACAUGUUCUCAGAAUGGGACAAAACAGUUCUUGGUUAACAUAGAUAGAAAUGGAAAUUGCUGAAGCACACAAAAAUAUCAGUAGAUCCUGAAGUAACUCAUUAAUGACGUGUGAGAGAACAGGUAAUACUGUAAGUGCUAAAAUUAAAGUAUGAGCAGCUGUUGCUACAGAUCUUAAAUUUCUGCUUUAUUAUAUAUUUUAAAUUCUUUACUAGCCCAGUCUUUAAAGACAAUUUUAAUGACACAGAUUUUAUUUGCACUUUUUUGUAAAUAUACUUGGGAUGACUAUAACUAACUUUUAAAAAUCUAUUUAGAAGUUGUCGCACUUCUUGAAAGUGAUUCUUGAAGCAAUAGUAUCCUCUUAAACUCCUACUGGUUUUUUUUUUUAUCCUUUAAGUAACAAUAAAGAUGAGAUGUUGGUGACACUUCAUUAAAUAACUUUAACUCCCAUCACCUGUUGUGCUCCUGCCUCCCUGAGUUUCCCAUUUCAUUUGUACCAGUGCCUGCUUUUGUCCUGUUAGCUGUUGGUGUAGCAUCUGGGACAGCGAAAUGGUGGGAAUCAAGUAAGGGUGUAUUCAAACCUAAACUAGGAAUGAUAUAGUGCCAUGUCUUUUACUUGGUGUUACUGUGUAAAUCUGCAAUACCUUACUUUAUAAAAAAUCCUACGAAACACCAAGUAUCUUAAUUUUUUUCUCCACUCUUUCCAGCACAGUUCAUUUCUUCAGAUCUUCCCGCUAACAGUCUUCCCAUAGGAAUGAGAAACAGUCCUUGGAUUUUGGGUUCAGCUAUUAUAAGUGGUCUAUGACUUACAGAAACAUUUUUAUAGUGUUGCUUAUUGCAGCUGACUUUUCCCUUGGAAGUUGUGUCUGAUAAUCAGUUCAACUGGAACGAAUAGGACUCAAGAACAAAAUUCGUCCUAUAUAGAGAGAACCCUACAGUGCAGGAGCACAGUAGUGGAUGAGGCACAGCAGGGAGCUGGCUGCCAGUUGUGUUCUCUUUUCCACUAAGCUCUGCCUUCAAAAGCUGCAGCACUGACUGCUGGGAAACAAAUCAACCCACGGUGAUUAGUGGAAGAACGGAAAGUGCAGACUGGGCUGGAUAUUCAUGAAGGCUGUGGACAGACAGAAACAGUAUGUUCUGCUUUGCCAAUGUAGAAAUGUAUGCUUUGCAGAUACAGCAGUGAAGUCUAUUCAGGGUGCCAACAAAAAGUGAUUCAAAUGAUUAUCAGAUACAACUUCCAAGGGAAAGUCUCAGGUUUCCAUUUACCUGUUCAAAAAGCUUCUGUUUUCAGCUGGUCCCUCUACACUGUGACACUUUCAGGACUCCGCCAGCCAGGGGCGCAGGGGUCGGUGUUGGAUGUGGCGUUGCAGUGCAGGACUGAGGGCUGCUCGCUCCCCUUCAG
Molecule: messenger RNA, 3540 nt
Organism: Manacus vitellinus (golden-collared manakin)
Lineage: Eukaryota; Metazoa; Chordata; Aves; Passeriformes; Pipridae
Gene: ERI2
Product: ERI1 exoribonuclease family member 2
Exons: 6
Coding region: 236-2056 (606 amino acids)
Biological process (GO): exonucleolytic trimming to generate mature 3'-end of 5.8S rRNA from tricistronic rRNA transcript (SSU-rRNA, 5.8S rRNA, LSU-rRNA)
Molecular function (GO): nucleic acid binding; zinc ion binding; 3'-5'-RNA exonuclease activity
Source: RefSeq, a predicted model, not a curated record